AAUAAUAAUUAGAAAAAGCUUUUGUGAUGGCUGCUUCCUCAAUUAAACAACCUUCCCUCUUAUUCUCUGUGCUUGUUCUUGUCGUUUUCUUGGUUUCUCAUCCAGUUUACAGUGAUGAUGAGGAAGAUCAUCUUCUUCAAGGGCUCAACAGCUUCAGGACGUCGGCGAACCUCUCGGAAUUCGCCAAGAACAAAAACGCUAACUGCGUCGCCAAGAAGAUCGCCGGCGACAUGGACGACGACGGCAACCAGCUAUGCACGAACCCCAGCAAUUCACGAGACAGCAACGGAACCAGAUUAACGGACUAUCCGAAGGCCAUAUCGAAGUGCAACAUCGAUACCAACACCGCGAGCGGCGUGGUGGUGCUGCCCGUUUGCGUGCCGCAUCUGGUUCCGACGCUCGUACUUACCAACUUCACUCGGACCCAUUACUCCAGAUUCAUCAACGAUUCGAGCUUCACCGGGAUCGGUCUCGGUUCCGAAGAUGAUUGGAUGGUGGUUGUUCUUGCUUCCAACACCCCACCUGGGAGCCUAGCCAAUGGAGCUUAUUCUUAUGGAAAGCUUGGGUUAAGUUAUUACAUUGUAUUUUUGUUGUUGGGUUUUGUUAAUCGUCUUAAUUUGGCGUGAAAAUGGUUGGAUUUCUUUGUUAUU
Messenger RNA from Hibiscus syriacus, 650 nucleotides. RefSeq lists its product as uncharacterized. NCBI's taxonomy places the organism in Eukaryota, Viridiplantae, Streptophyta, Magnoliopsida, Malvales, Malvaceae. The record is from RefSeq and is a predicted model, not a curated record. The coding region runs from base 27 to 626 and encodes 199 amino acids. The transcript has 2 exons.